AUGGAUUUCUUGGUGAAAGUUGCGGAUAAAGUGUUUCCGGAAUUCAAGCUUAUGUGGUUAGUAGAUGAGGUCAAAAAGAACCUACCGCAUGAACUUGACUUCAUAAUGGAAGCAAAGAAUGGUGAUCGAUUAGCGGAAAUGUUCAAACACCUCAAAUUCCUGAAGGUACCAAAAAUGUUUUAUGAGUACAGUACACCUCGGCUCCUUGUUAUGGAAUUUUGUGAAGGAGAACAUAUAGACAACAUCGAUUACAUGAUCAGAAACAAGAUCAAUCGUCCUGAUGUUUGUCGGAAAAUGGGUCGGCUGUAUUCUGAGAUGAUCUUCAUUAACGGCUAUCUCCAUGCCGAUCCUCAUCCGGGUAACGUACUCGUAAACAAGAAACCUAAUGGCGAUGUUGACAUCGUGUUGCUCGAUCAUGGUCUUUAUUUAGACAUCGAUGACCAUUUUAGGGGACUCUACGCUGAUUUGUGGCUCGCACUUUUAGCUCCAGAUCCAGAUAAACUCAGAAGUGUCGCGACUGAGAUGGGUGUUGGUGAGCUCUACGGCUUGUUUGCAUGCAUUGUUGCUCGGAGAUCAUGGAAGGCUGUGUCACAAGGCAUUAAAAAUAGAAAAAUGGAUAACAAUGAGAAGGACGAACUUCGCCUAUACGCAGCGUCACUCAUUCCCUCAGAUCAGCGAGGUUUUACACAGAAUGCCUCGCGAAAUGCUCCUCAUUCUGAAGACAAACGACUUACUCAGGAAUCUUGA
Ostertagia ostertagi is the source of this 747-nucleotide messenger RNA. The record is from the annotation of a GenBank genome assembly. Lineage: Eukaryota; Metazoa; Nematoda; Chromadorea; Rhabditida; Trichostrongylidae.